AUGGCAAAACUCGUUCAUAUUUUCAUUGUGGCUGUGAUUUGCAUUUUAGGAGCCAUCGUUGCAGUUAGCGCUGAUUUAGAUAGAAAUCAGGCUGUAGCUGUUCUUAAGGCUAAAGCCGACGAAUGUAAAAAGGAAGUGAAUGCAAAGGAUUCCGAUGUAGAAGAAUUAGCCACCAGAAAACCAGCAUCCACCAAAGAAGGCAAAUGUUUGAGAGCCUGUCUAAUGAAGAAGUUCGAAGUGAUGGAUGAAAAUGGCAAAUUUGUAGCCGAUGUUGCUGAAAAACAUGCCGCCAAAAUUACAGAUGGUUCAGCCGAACGCAUGAAAAUGGCACGUGAAAUCAUUGAUGCUUGUGCCAAUAUUGAAGUGUCAUCGGAUCACUGCGAAGCUGCUGAAACUUAUGGCAAAUGUUUUAAGGAUCAAGCCGCCGCCCAUGGUAUCAAUGAAAAUUACGAAUUUUAA
This is a messenger RNA of Musca vetustissima, 459 nucleotides long. RefSeq names its product general odorant-binding protein 28a-like. Gene Ontology annotation, biological process: sensory perception of smell. Lineage: Eukaryota; Metazoa; Arthropoda; Insecta; Diptera; Muscidae. Gene Ontology annotation, molecular function: odorant binding. The record is from RefSeq and is a predicted model, not a curated record. The transcript has 3 exons. Bases 1 to 459 code for a protein of 152 amino acids.